CGCGGGAAGUGCGCACGAGUUUGCCCUAGAGCGUGUUGGCGCCAAGUUUCGUGAGAUUUUCUGCGUGCUGUGCAGCAGUAUGUAGUGUGUGUGGUUGGUUUUGCAAACCCGUGUGCGAAUAAUUUGCGUGAUCAUCCAGUGCACCAGUGGACCAGCGGGUGAAAUGUGUGUAGAAGUUAAACUGAAGCAAGUUUGCCCAACUCCACCCGGGUCACCGGCGCUGGGCUAGCUUGAAGCACAGAAUCAUUACGAACGGAACGAUCCAAAUUCGUAUCGUUCGAGGGCUGCCACUCGCCAGCCCGGUUCCCCCCCCCCGGCCUCGUGUUGCACGCGUUUUGCGCGUAUCGAAUGACAUGGGAGGAAUUUGGUGGCAUGUGAACGGAAUCAUAUUACGGUGGUUCGGUACGGAAAGCACAAAGAACUACCACUAUCACCUUUCCCCGUCUGGUCGUCUGGCUGUGUGAAAAACAAAUAUAUCCCACCGUGGCCAGCCAGCCGGGUUUUUGGUGGUGGAAAGUGAAAGAACGAAGAUAUCCUUAUCCGUAAGCGGAGCGAACAACUAGAAGCUUCGUGCGUGUGUUUUGUUUUUAAUCCGAUACCGGCAGUGUAAUGCAACCCUGAGCAAACCGGGUUACUAUGGCAACGGCAUCAUCAUCGGCGAGUACGUCACCGCCACGGAUAAAGGUGAAGAAGGAGAUCUGUACCGAUAAUGAUACGAUCAAGGAGCUGGCCGAAACGGCUAUGAAUGAUAUACUGGGCUGGUACGGGUACGACAGUGUCGAUCGUCUCGAGCUUGCAGCUAACAACGUACCGUCGGCCGCUGCAUCCCACGUCCACGAGGAGGAUGGUUCGGGAGUUUGCCUGAACCCGGACGGCGAACCAUCCAUCUCUUCCGCCUCGUCCAAGACGAAACCAACCGCUCAAGCAUCGUUGAUGCCGGCAGCAUCGAAACAUCAUCAUCAUCAUCUGCAGCAAUCCUCCAUCGGUGGUCAGUUUCUUUCGCGACAGCCGGACGACCUGACGAUCAAUCCGCUCCCAUCAACGUCAUCGAACAGCGAGCGGCGUGGCCGAGAAAUGACACCCUCGCUAGCUGGUCGUACCGGGCUCCCAGGAUCUCCACCGGCAACUGCACCAACGUCGUCAACAACGGCACGGAACGGUAUCGUCUUACAUCAUCAGGCGCAUCAGCACCACCACCAUCAUGCACCGGUGCCGGCCGGCGGUGGUGGUGAAAGUUCCACCUCGGAGAAGGACAGUUCGCGGGAAAGCUCCAAGAGCCCGAUGCUGAUGAAAAUGCUCGACAAGCAAGAACAGACGUGUCAGUGGUGUCGUAAGGUAAUACCGUCCCAUCAGACCGGCAUCUUGGGCACUACCGAGGGUAUGAUAUUCUGCACCGAGGCCUGUUUCUCCCAGUCUCGCCGGGCGUCCUUCAAGCGUGCGAAAACGUGCGACUGGUGCCGGCACGUACGCCAUGCCGUCAGCUACGUCGACUUCCAGGACGGUGCAUCCCAGUUGCAGUUCUGCUCGGACAAAUGUCUCAACCAGUACAAGAUGCAAAUCUUUUGCAACGAAACACAAGCGCAUCUGGAAAUGAAUCCGCACCUGAAGGAGAAGAGUUCGUCCACCGGAAGUCUUAUCACGCCAGAACUGUGGAUGAAAAACUGCAAAAGCUGCUCGAUAUCGCCGGUGUCCGAUCGGUCGGAGUCGGUAUCACCCGUUCCAUCGAUACCGGUCCGUUCAUCGCCGGAACCCUCACCCAUUGCGCUGAGGUCUCCAACGCCGGUCAAAAAACCGCUCAUCUCCGUAGCUCCUCCAUCGAAGCUACUCUCCAAAUCGCUACAACAAAGCACCUUGAGCCAAAGCCGCUCCAAUCCAAAGCAUUCGCGUAAGCGUCGUGCUGGUCAUAGGCCACCAGGAGGAUCACACGGAACCGCUGCAUCCAAACGAUCCACCUCGGCGCAACAAACUGAGUUCGGCAGUGGUAUGAACAGCAGCUGCACUAGUAUAAACAACAACAAUUUGACCAUCCCGAACAAUAACCUAACCGGAAGUCCACCAAACAUCGCUUCGACUGGACCUCCGAAAUCUGCACCCAAUGUACAGGAUUUACGAAUACUACAAAAGAAACAUAACUCCGUGGUGAAUCUCGCUUCCAACGACGGUCCAUCGAUGGUGGGCUUCGAUGGACGCGAUCUGACAGCAGUCGGAGGAUCUCUUGGACCACCGGUUCCACCACCACCGCCACCACUUAAUAUCCCACCCCAGUUCCUUCCUCCUCCGUUGAAUCUCUUGCGAGCGCCAUUUUUCCCCUUAAAUCCGGCACAGUUACGUUUCGGGAGUGGAGUCGCAAACUUACAGAACGCUCAACCUCCGAUCCAUGGGCCACCGAUGGGUCCACCGCCGAGCCCACUGCCCGGUGGGCCGUUAGGUCCAGGCAAUCGGCCACCUAUACCAAACAUGCUCGGUUUUAGCAGUGCUCCUCCCGUUACGAUUCUAGUCCCGUAUCCCAUCAUCGUUCCGCUACCGUUACCCAUUCCCGUACCGAUUCCUGUGAUAGAUUUUUUGAAAGCCGCCCUACCGAAGGAAGACAAUGGGAAUACAGAAGCUCGGUCCGAGCAAAACAAGACUACUGCAGAUGAUGGAAAAAUGGAAACUGGUGGUGCGGCGGUGACGGUUGAUAGCGACGAAACGAUGGGCGAAGAACUCCCAGAGUCUGCGGUUGUGGAGGAAGAUUCGGAUGCGCCGCUAGAUUUCACCGUUGGUGGGUCAGGAAAACAUUCGGAUCGAGACGUAGCGUCCAGCUCAACCAGAAUUACUGUUUGGAGCGAAUCGGAACACACAGUCCCCGUCGAAAGAACGAGCGAAACGAUCGACGAGACGGCAACGUAUGCACUUUCCACUAUUGUAUCAAACGGUUCCAGACCUAUUUCGGCAAUAGCGGGAGAUGAAGAUCAACGGGAUGAUUCGAAACAUGAAUCAGCGAAGAGAUUAUUGCCGAAGUUUAAAAUAACCCGCCUGGAGGUGGGAAAACAACGUCCUGAAAUGGGCGAAGGUAAUGGAAGCGGUGAAGACCUACCAAAGGAGGAGACCGAUAUCGAACGCGAACGGAAAGAGAUGGUGGAACGAAGUCGACCCUUACGGAAACGGAAGCGGCUCGUAGUGCCACAGCAUCUGCACACAAAGCAUGAACUGCAGGAACCUUCGAAUGAAGGAACAACGGAUGAACAGGAGUACGGUACAGGGAUUGCGUUGCGGUCGGGUAAUAAAAGUCAAUAAAGGAAUACGGUUCAACGUAGGGACAAAUUAAUGGUGCUGUAUAGGAUUGUUUUACAAAACGCUAGCUGUUAGUCAGUCGUACGAUGUAAUGGCCUCCAAAAGGAUGCCAGAUUUAGAUUAGUGUCACCGUCACGGUAGGAAUGAAAUUCACCAUCUUCCGGGCAGAGGAUUUAAAACAGGAAGCGGCUAUGCGUUUCUCUUACCUUUUCCUUAUCGAGUCAUAGAUGUAGUCUUGUUCCCCGCUGAAUAAUAAAAGAACACAAUAAGACCCCGUUUAGCGAGGUUGUAUGUUCUGGCAUACUGUAUAGAAUUUUAUUCGUAGCAAUUAUUUCAUAAGUAACCACGUACGAGAACCAUAAGGAUGGCGAAGCCCCACAAUAUAA
This is a messenger RNA of Anopheles moucheti, 3659 nucleotides long. It is a transcript of the gene Sobp, whose product is annotated as sine oculis-binding protein homolog. Gene Ontology annotation, biological process: animal organ development. The record is from RefSeq and is a predicted model, not a curated record. Bases 637 to 3276 code for a protein of 879 amino acids. The transcript is spliced from 5 exons. Lineage: Eukaryota; Metazoa; Arthropoda; Insecta; Diptera; Culicidae. Gene Ontology annotation, cellular component: nucleus.